AUGUCCAUCUCAGCCUCCGAGUAUAGCGACCUCGUUAUUACCAUAACGUCAUCGUACGAUGCCGUCUUGUUCGAUCGUGGCACUGGCGCUACGAGAUACGCCGGCUUCUGGAAUCCCAAGUCACAAGGGCUUCUGCGACCCCUGGGCAGCGUUGGCGUUGAAAGCUAUGAUGAUAUCAACGGCAAUCGUCGGCCAUACCCAGAUCUGGGACGAGCAAAGGAGCCCGUCUCCUUCUGGCGACCUGUGCCGCCCAAGGGCUACAUCUCGCUAGGCGACAUUGCGCACAAGGGCUGGAAUGAGCCCGAUGUUUAUAGGAUCUGGUGCCUACGUGACGACCUCGCUGUCCGCGGGAGCCACGCCCCCCGGCGCUUCUGGGAUACGAGCAAGUCAAAGGCUAAGGAAAUGUCCGUCUGGGAGGUCCAACCUAUCUUGCACAGUUCUAGAGUGACUGGCCAGGACUCGAGCUCCAAGAUCGCCUUCGCCCUCGGUAACUUCUGCAACGUCGAAGGCUACUCGCCUCCUGACGCGAGCCUCGCCAACGUUGUCGUGCUGCCGGUCGAGAGCCUUAUAAACACGAAGUAG
Messenger RNA from Hirsutella rhossiliensis, 582 nucleotides. Its product is annotated as vacuolar protein sorting-associated protein 62 domain-containing protein. NCBI's taxonomy places the organism in Eukaryota, Fungi, Ascomycota, Sordariomycetes, Hypocreales, Ophiocordycipitaceae. The transcript has 2 exons. The record is from RefSeq and is a predicted model, not a curated record. The coding region runs from base 1 to 582 and encodes 193 amino acids.